AUGGGGGUCGGUACUAGGAGCCUGCGUUCACUUCCUGGUGAGCUUGCGCUCGCUGGCCUGAGAGCGCGGGCAGACGCUCUGUUCCGUAGCGUUACCGCCUCCAACUUGUCGGCGAGAAAGUAUCAUUCAGUGGCCUCUCGCGCAUCUCGACAUUUUCGUCGUCCUUCCAGGGUACCCGUGGCAGCAAAGGCCCACUACGUCUCGGUCCCUGCUCUAUGUCAAAUUUCAGCGGCCAGUUCUGGAAGGCGCGGCGCAGAUGAUAAACGCACCGGCAGCAACUCACGAGCACACAACUCGUAUGGCUCAAGGCAAGAGGGAAACGACAAAAGGUACUUUUCCUUUGCGGCGGCAGGCCUUGGAUCUGUUCUGCUAUAUGGUGUGCCUGUUGACGGCGAGCGACGCCGCGCAACUCCCUCAUUGGAGAAAACGGAAAAAGUUCACUCGCCAGCGUCAACGAACACCCCCUCUUCUUCCCUCCCGCUUUCUUCCGGUUUGUCGUUCUCCUCUGGGUCACAGUUUUUGCUUUUCUCUAGGGGGUUUAACCAGUUAGCUCUGUGCCAAACUGCCGCGCCCCUGCCGAAAGACGAGAAAGAACAAAUGCAGCAAGGCUCACGACCAGCUGAUGACCAUGAGGAGUCCUCGCACCAUGACAGUCCUUUGUGGCGUUCUGAGGAAAACCGCCCUUUUGACCGCAAGCUAGGAGACGCAUUGUUGUUCUGCGGAAACAGUAACGAGCCUCUUGCCCGUGCCGUCGCAGAUCGGCUAUCAACGAAACUAGGGAAGGCCGUCGUCAAACGCUUCGCAGAUGGAGAGGUUAACAUUCAGUUUGCGGACUCUCUGAGAGGCAAGGAUGUGUACAUCAUUCAACCUACCAGCACGCCCGUGAACGAGCAUCUCGUGGAGCUGCUUCUGAUGAUAUCUACUUGCCGGCGAGCGAGUGCGAAAAAGAUUACUGCGGUCAUUCCUUAUUAUGGUUACGCUAGGCAAGACAGGAAGUUGUCUAGCCGCGUACCCAUUUCUGCGGCAGACGUGGCCCGGAUGAUUGAGGCGAUGGGCGUGGAUCGCGUUGUUGCGGUCGAUCUGCACUGCGGCCAGAUCCAGGGUUUCUUCGGCCCGCGGGUGCCAGUAGACAAUCUCGAGGCGCAGAUCAUUGGCUUGGAGUAUUUCCACCACAAAGACCUCCACAAACCUGUGGUCGUGUCUCCUGAUGCAGGCGGUGUCUACAGAGCCCGGAAAUUUCAGGAAGGCCUCAUUGCUCGCGGGUAUACCGACUGCGGUAUUGCCAUGCUGAUCAAGCAGCGCCUUCGGGCAAACGAGAUUGAACGGAUGGACCUUGUUGGAUCCGUCGCCGGCUCCGAUGUCAUCAUCGUCGACGACAUGAUUGACACCGCUGGGACACUCUGUGAAGCUGCGCGCGAGCUGAGGAAGAAAGGCGCUCGGCGAGUGUUCGCCUUCGCUACACACGGUCUCUUCAGUGGCCCGGCCAUUGAGAGAAUCGAGGCCAGCCCUCUGGAGGAAGUCGUCGUGACUGAUAGCAUCAAGGCUCGCGCCGAGGUGGCGAAAUGCCCGCGCAUCACUUCGCUCUCCAUCAGUGUCCUUUUGGCAGAUGCGAUUCGCCGCAUUCACCAGAAAGAGAGUCUUAAUGACCUCUUCAACGUCAAGUACUAG
Molecule: messenger RNA, 1668 nt
Organism: Neospora caninum
Lineage: Eukaryota; Apicomplexa; Conoidasida; Eucoccidiorida; Sarcocystidae
Product: Ribose-phosphate pyrophosphokinase,related
Exons: 4
Coding region: 1-1668 (555 amino acids)
Biological process (GO): 5-phosphoribose 1-diphosphate biosynthetic process; purine nucleotide biosynthetic process
Cellular component (GO): ribose phosphate diphosphokinase complex; cytoplasm
Molecular function (GO): magnesium ion binding; ribose phosphate diphosphokinase activity
Source: RefSeq, a predicted model, not a curated record